GUUUCUGGUCUGAUCAUAUAUCUAACUCUGGACGCUGCUGAGCACUCUUCAAAGUCAUUAAACACCGUUUCUCGAAGCUCCCGAAGAAGCGACAACGUCGCGAAACAUGUCGAGCUGAUCCCCAUUUUUAUCCAAACUCAUCCUGCACCAUCUCUCGAAGCUACAACGCCACCCAGCGCUUAUUGUGUAUCUCAUACAUCUAGCCCUGUGGCUAUCAGCGGUGUCUUUCAGAAAGGGACAGGAAUUGAGUUAUUUGUGUAUCCCAUUGUAUUUUAUGUUUUUCUUCCUUUUUUCAUUAUUGAAUCGAGCAAUUGUUCAGUGUUUUUUUGUGCUUAUGUACUGUUCAAAUUAAAAUUAUUUAUACUUUUUUAAAAACAAAUCUGGUGCCUACAAAGUCCACUUUCUCUUAGUUUGAGACUUCACAGUCUUUUUCUAUUUACCUACAUUAUUUAGGAUGUGGCACCUUAUACUAAGGGGUGUUUGAUUACCACCCCAGGGCAAUUGUAAUUCUAAAUAUAACUAUAUACACUGGUGGAAGCACCUUCUAGUCACCAUCCAGGUGACUAGGCCCUAUUUACGCUUUAUAUGUGUAUACGUAUUUACCCACACAUAUAAUCUCUUAUCGCUAUUAUACUUUGUAUUCAAAAAUUGUUGCUACACAGAAAACUUCCUUUUAAACCUGGAAAUCCCCCUCAUGCCACUAUUGAUUAUUCAAAGCAAUAACCAUAUAUAUUGUUGCUGGUGUUUUGCGUUGACAAUAACAUCUGUGUGUUAUCUGUUCCCUCCCUUUUUUUCUUUAUUUUACAUUUGGUUUAAUUGGGUUUGAGCAAGUAUGGACUUUGUAGGCACAGCAUGGUCAGGAUUAAUGACCGAGUUCCAAACGUCAUACAAUGGAACCAAUAAGGAUGUUGAUGAUCUAAGGCUAUUUUUUGGCAAGUUGAAAUACUUACUGAAAAAGAAAUCAAACCUUUAUUGGCACAUGGAGUUUUUUAAGGAAUAUAUAAAAGAAAACAUUAGCCCUAUGGGCUUAAGGAUACAAAUGUUUCCAACUAUCAAAAAUGCAUCACAAGACCUAAAAAACUCCUGGGAAGGAGUCUUGAAUAAGUGCAGUAAAGAAUGCAUGCAAUUAUUACUGAUUCAAUACCAAUCAGAUACCAAUAUAUUAGAUCGUGAUUUAGCACUUCUCAUUACUCAAUAUGAGCAUGUCAAGACCCAUCCCCUUUAUGCCGACAAACAUCAAGAACUUAAGGUGUUUCUUGAUAAACUUAAUAAAAGUAUUAUUUCAAAAAAACAGUCAAAAAUGGCUAAAGAUCGCAUGGCUUUUGUUGAAGGCUAUGCCUAUAGAUGGGACUUUCCAGCCAAGGGUCGAGGUAGAAGCCUUCGCAAAUACCCACCACCUGGCUUUGGAAACUCAGGGUUAUCUGAAGAAGACUUUGAAUCUGACUCAUCCUUAUCCUCUUCCUCUUUUUCGCAGAUGCAACAAAGACCGACGGCAGCACAAACGAACUCUCGGACACGUAAGAGGGAAUACCAAGGUGGUGGGCAUCCCAACACACCCAGCACCAAAAAGAAACCCACUACUGUGGCAGGUUUCAAUCCCAUACAGGGUCACUCACAGGGUGUUUCCAAUAGGGGUGAAGGGCCCUCACAGAAUUUAGGACUAUCCCAUUUCUCUUAUACGGGACCCCUAGCAGCUAAAGCGGUUAAACAACUCCAUCCGCCCAGUACAACACAAACCCCCAAACCCAAUGUAAGCUUGCACCAUGAGGGAGCAUUGAUGGAGACGGGAAUACCUAGUUUGUUAGGUACCCCUUCCCACCAAUCACGCUCUCUCAUUGCAACGGGCAAUGAUUCGCAUCGAAUCACCCACACACGUCCAGCACAAUUGGAGAUCCCUUUAGGAGAGACCCUCCUGGGAGCAUCACCUAUGAGGAAUUGA
Molecule: messenger RNA, 1939 nt
Organism: Rana temporaria (common frog)
Lineage: Eukaryota; Metazoa; Chordata; Amphibia; Anura; Ranidae
Exons: 2
Coding region: 833-1939 (368 amino acids)
Source: RefSeq, a predicted model, not a curated record